Messenger RNA from Astrephomene gubernaculifera, 1800 nucleotides. The record is from the annotation of a GenBank genome assembly. Lineage: Eukaryota; Viridiplantae; Chlorophyta; Chlorophyceae; Chlamydomonadales; Astrephomenaceae.
AUCAAAAACCCUCGAUUGCGUCUAAAGAUACUAUCGCAUUUACGUGGAAGCGCGAGGGCUUGCGCCUUGACACAUGUCAAAUUAGUAUGACAAGGAGAGCCGUGUCCUUGUCAGUACAACUUCAUCAAGUGUGCAAAAGGAUUGCAACUUGCGUACUAUUUUGCCAGCCCUACCAUUACUGCAACCCCGGAGCCUCACUAUACCCUUUCCCUGACAAAAUAUAUCCGGAGAACGUCUGGGUUGCCGAAUGGCCACGGCCAACCCAGCGCAGCGCACGGCUUCCAAGACUGUAACCGAUACCAUAGUUGGCGAGCAUACCCAUACCAUUGUUGGGUACAGUCUUAUUAAGGGAAUAGGCGACGGCGAACCCAUAGCAUCGGAGCGCUUUGUAGUCGGGGGCCAUGAGUGGGUCCUUCUCUUCUACCCAGACGGCAAGCGCAGCUCAUCGGAGGGUCCGAUGGGCAAUGGACCAGGCGGAGAUGGCGGAGGCCACGCAGCAGUAGCCCUACCCGUUGCCGCUGUGGCUGGUAUGGCUGGACGUGACGACCCUCUCGACCCCGUAGGCUUACCGCCCCCGGGUGCCGCCCCGGGUGGAGUGGCGAUGGGCGCUCCGGAACACCGUGCGGCAGGUGGCGGGGGUGCCGGGGGAGGCGGGGGCGGCGCUGACGGCCCCCACCAUGGAGCUGGUGGAGGCGGCGGAGGUGCGCUGGUUGCCGCUGCCGCGCCGCACCACCACCAGCACCACCCGGCUCACCCGCACGGGGGAGGAGGAGGGGGGGGCGGGGGGCAGCAUGCCGCCCUUAUGGCGCAGCUGGGGCCGCUGCACCGGCAGCAGCGGAGGGACACCACGAACGAGUACGCGGCGCUGUUUGUGGCGCUCAUUGGGGAGGGCAACAACCCGCAGGGUAUCGUGAGUACGUCGGAGGGCAAGGUGGUUCGCGCCUUCCAUCGCUUCACACUGGUCGACCAAACGGGCCAGGGUCGCGACCUGACCAAGGGACGCACCCGGGACGCGGGGGCGGUCAAGAUCAGCUGCGCGCGGCAGGACCCCAACGCCCGCAACUGCCACGGCUACCGCAAGUUUGUGAAGCGCUCGCUGCUGGAGGACCCCGGCAAGGGCUACCUGGUGAACGAUGCGCUGGUCAUCAAGUACACCAUCGAGCUGGUGGUGUCCAGCGGCGGCGCCCUCAUGCGCGGCGGCUCCUCCGCCCGCAGCCCCGCCGACCUGAUCCGCGUGCCGCCCCCCUCGCUGGGCCCCGACCUGGCCCCCCUGCUGCAGCGGGCGGAGGGGACGGAUGUGACGCUGCUGGUGGAGGGGGAGGAGUUCAAGGCCCACAAGUUCCUGUUGGAGGCGCGCUCGCGCUUCUUCCAUUCGCUGCUGAACAACAGCAUGCGCGAGGGGCGGGAGGGGCGGGCGGUGGUGCAGGACGUGCGCGCGCCCGUGUUCCGAGCGCUGCUGCACUUUGUGUAUACGGACACGCUGCCGGAGGGGAUGGAGGACGCCAACCUGGAGGUGGAGAUGGCGCAGCACCUGCUGGCGGCAGCCGACCUCAUGCAGCUGGAGCGUCUGCGGCGCAUGUGCGAGCGGCGGCUGUGCGAGUGCGUGGACACGGAGAGUGUGGCCUUCACGCUCGCGCUGGCGGACAAGAACCACGCGGAGGAGCUGAAGAAGGUGUGUCUGGAUUACGUGGGCCGAAACCUGGGCGCGGUGAUGAAGACGGAGGGCUACACGCACAUGGUAGCAGCGUGUCCGGGGCUGCAGGCGGAGAUUCUGGCGACGGUGGCGGCGCUGGGGGGGGC